AUGUUGGUUUUACAAUGGAUAACGUUUAAUGAUAAUAAUGAGGCUAUAUUAAAUAAAUUGGAAUUAAAGCAUUUAAAUGCUAAACAGCAUUUUAACGAUUUCAGUAGCAGUUACGAUAGUUCAAUUGAUAACAAAAUAAAAUUAGAAAAAAAGUUCAAGAAUAUAAAUGAUGAAGGUGAUAGUCCGUUUAAUUUUGCAUCAGAAUAUGCAGAAGAUUAUUAUAAUCUAUUUUCUUCACAUCACAACGUAUUUAAAUUCCUUGAAGUUGGACCGCAACAAAAUGAAUUACCAAAGAUUUCAGGGAUUGAAAUUUGGUCGCCAUCAAUGUAA
Molecule: messenger RNA, 330 nt
Organism: Entrophospora candida
Lineage: Eukaryota; Fungi; Glomeromycota; Glomeromycetes; Entrophosporales; Entrophosporaceae
Source: the annotation of a GenBank genome assembly